GGGGAAUGGACUCAGUGACUCAGCCAGUGUCGGUGAAAAAAUUCAUAAACCUAAAAUCAGUGUGACUCGAGGUGAGUAUCAUUUUUUUGGUUUUUUUUUUUCGAUUUCAGCGAUGGGAGCGAAGAAGCAGAAGAUGGUGAUGGGUUUGAUUUUGUUGCCGUUGAUGUUAUUUGCUUUGGGUGUAAGUGGUUGGACUGGUGAAAUUCAUGGAAGAGUUGUUUGUGAUAUUUGUGGGGAUUCUUCUCUUGGACCUGAAGAUCAUGUUCUUGAAGGUGCUGAAGUUGCUGUUCUUUGCAUCACCAAAUCCGGCGAAGUUCUAAACUACCAGGCAUUUACAAAUGCUAAGGGGAUAUACACAGUAGCCGAGACAAUGCCUGAGAGUGAUCGCUGGGAUGCAUGUCUUUCUCGACCAAUCAGUAGUUUCCAUGAUCGCUGCACAAAUCUUGGGAGUGGUAGCGUAGGGGUGAAAUUCAGUUACAAUCAUCCAUCAGGAUAUUCGCACACUGUCAGAACCUUUGUUUACCGACCGGUCGAUGUUCCAUCUUACUGCUGAUAUAUACAACUACUGCCUUUUGUUGUUAUGUUAUUAAUGUUUCUGCUUGGUUGAACUAGAAUGAAAACAAAAUAGUUGUAUAUGGAUGUGUCUGCAAUGUUAGUAAAAUUAGAGCAUGAAAGUUAUUUAUAAAA
Molecule: messenger RNA, 687 nt
Organism: Vicia villosa (hairy vetch)
Lineage: Eukaryota; Viridiplantae; Streptophyta; Magnoliopsida; Fabales; Fabaceae
Exons: 2
Coding region: 113-553 (146 amino acids)
Source: RefSeq, a predicted model, not a curated record